AUCCAUCAGCCGGCAGCUACUUCCUGUCCCCCCGGCUGCACUAAGUGACUCUGCUCCCGCUCCACAGCGUCGGUGACUUCUCCCAAGCAUGGACCCACUCACAGCCUGGGCCGGGUCCCGGCUCCUCUGGAUCCUGGUGCUGGUGCUGGCCACCCUGCUGGUGUGGUUCUUCUCUUUCUGCUGCUACACGUGGAAGCAGACCUCCUCGGCCUCCAUGGAGCGCUACCUCGCAGUGAUGGUGAAGCGAUCACGAUCAAAAGCUUCCACCCAGAGGAAGAAAAAGCCCAAAGAGAAGCAGCUUGACACCAACCAGCUGAAGGAGGUCACCAACACUAAGGUGGUGAAGGAUGCCAAGGAGAUAAGGAUGGGGGAGGUGAGAGAGACAUAUGUGGUCAAGAAGGAGCAGCAGAAGAAGAAAAAGGAGGAAGUGACCGAAACUAAUGUGGUCAAGAAGCAGCAGCAGAAGAAGGCUGAGGAGACAAAUAUGCUCAAGAAGGAGCAAAAUAAGAAGAAUAAGGAGGAGGAAGUGACCAAAAUUAAUGUGGUCAAGAAGGAGCAGCAGAAGAAGGCUGAGGAAGCGAAGGAGACAAAUAUGCUCAAGGAGCAGCAGAAGAAGAAAGAAGAGGAGGUGACCAAAACUAAUGUGGUCAAGAAGGAGCAGCAGCAGAAGAAGAAGGCUAAGGAGGCGAAGGAGACAAAUAUGCUGAAGAAGGAGCAGCAGAAGAAGAAAGAGGAGGUGACCGAAACUAAUGUGGUCAAGAAGGAGCAGCAGCAGAAGGAGGCGAAGGAGACAAAUAUGCUGAAGAAGGAGCAGCAGAAGAAGAAAGAGGAGGUGACCGAAACUAAUGUGAUCAAGAAGGAGCAGCAGCAGAAGAAGGCUAAAGAGGCAAAGGAGACAAAUAUGCUGAAGAAGGAGCAGCAGAAGAAGAAAGAGGAGGAAGUGACCGAAACUAAUGUGGUCAAGAAGGAGCAGCAGAAGAAGAAGGCUAAGGAGGUGAAUGAGACAAAUAUGCUGAAGAAGGAGCAGCAGAAGAAGAAAGAGGAGGUGACCGAAACUAAUGUGGUCAAGAAGGAGCAGCAGAAGGAGGCGAAUGAGACAAAUAUGCUGAAGAAGGAGCAGCAGAAAAAGAAAGAGGAGGUGACCGAAACUAAUGUGAUCAAGAAGGAGCAGAAAAAGGCUAAGGAGGCAAAGGAGACAAAUAUGCUCCAGAAGGAGCAGAAGAAGAAAGAGGAGGAGGUGACCGAAACUAAUGUGGUCAAGAAGGAGCAGCAGCAGAAGAAGGCGAAGGAGACACAUAUGCUCAAGGAAGAGCAGCAGCAGAAGGAGGCAAAGGGGAGAAAUAUGCUCCAGAAGGAGCAGCAGAAGAAAAAGGAGGAGGAGUUGUCUGAAACUAAUGUGGUCAAGAAGGAGCAGCAGAAGAAGAAGAAGAAAAAGGAGGAGGUGGUGACUGAAACUAAUGUGGUCAAGAAGGAGCAGCAGAAGAAGGCUGAGGAUGGAAAGGAGACCCAUAUGCCCAAGAAGGAGCAGAAGAAGAAGGCUGAGGAGGCGAAGGAGACAAAUAUGCUCAAAAAGGAGCAGCAGAAGAAAAAGGAGGAGGAGGUGUCUGAAACUAAUGUGAUCAAGAAGGAGCAGCAGAAGGCUGAUGAGGGAAAUGAGACAAAUAUGCUGAAGGAGGAGGGCAAAGAGACAUUUGUGGUCAAAAGGAAGAAGAAGAAGAAGACAGAGAAGGUGAAGGAGACAAAUGUGGUCAAGGAAGAGCAGCCGAAAGAAAUCAUGGAGGCAAAUGUGAUCAAGAAGGAGCAGCAGAAGGCUGAUGAGGGAAAUGAGACAAAUAUGCUGAAGGAGGAGGGCAAAGAGAUAUUUGUGGUCAAAGGGAAGAAGAAGAAGAAGAAGACAGAGAGGGUGAAGGAGACAAAUGUGGUCAAGGAAGAGCAGCUGAAAGAAAUCAUGGAGGCAAAUGUGAUCAAGAAGGAGCAGCAGAAGCAAGUCAAGCAGACACAUUUGAUCAAGAAGGAGACAAAUGUGGUCAAGAUGGAAGUGAAGGAGACAAAUGUGAUACAAAAGGAGACAAAUGUGGUCAAGAAGGAGCAGCCGAAGAAGAAAAAGGAGGUGAAUGUGCUCCAGGAGAUCCCGGAGGUGAAGGAGAUGCCGGCCAUAGAACUACAUGAAGCCCCAGAUCCUUCUUUGAGGAGGAGGAGAAGGAGGCGACGCCACAAAGCGGAGAUGGCCAUGGAGCAGGUCCAGGACGAGCCCAGGAGGAAGCCUCUGGUCCGGGCGGCGUCGGAGGAGAGCGCGGCGGACCUGAGCUGGGCGGGGGGGUCGCCGCCCCCCGGGGACACGCUGCCGUGGAACCUGCCCAAGCACCACCGCAUCAAGCGCUCCAAGUCGGCCUCGGGGGAUGUGCUGGACGCGGCCGAGAGGGCCGUCAUCCGGAUCGCAGACGAGCGGGACCGAGUCCAAAAGAAGACCUUCACCAAGUGGGUCAACAAGCACCUGGUGAAGGCCCAGAGACACGUGAGUGAUCUGUACGAGGAUCUUCGAGAUGGACACAACCUCAUCUCACUACUGGAGGUUCUCUCUGGAGAGACGCUGCCGAGGGAGCGUGACCUUGUGAGGAACGUGCGGUUGCCGCGGGAAAAAGGUCGCAUGCGCUUCCACAAGCUCCAGAAUGUUCAGAUCGCGCUGGACUUCCUCAAGCACAGACAGGUCAAGCUGGUCAACAUCAGGAAUGAUGACAUCGCCGAUGGAAACCCCAAGUUGACCCUGGGCCUCAUAUGGACCAUCAUCCUUCACUUCCAGAUCUCCGACAUCCAAGUCAACGGCCAGUCGGACGACAUGACGGCCAAAGAGCGCCUGCUGCUGUGGUCCCAGAGGAUGGUGGAGGGAUACCCGGGUCUGCGCUGCGACAACUUCACCAGCAACUGGCGAGACGGCAAGCUCUUCAACGCCAUCAUACACAAACACAGACCGGGCCUGGUGGACCUGGACCAGGUGGGCCGGCAGAGCAACCAGAAGAACCUGGAACAGGCCUUCAGCGUGGCGGAGCGGGAGCUGGGUGUGACCAGGCUGCUGGACCCAGAAGACGUGGACGUGCCUCACCCUGACGAGAAGUCCAUCAUCACCUACGUGUCCUCGCUCUAUGAUGUCAUGCCUCGGGUUCCCGCCGCUCAGGACGCCGUCAAAGCCAACGAGCUGGAGCUGCGCUGGCAGGAGUACUACGAGCUGGUCACCAUGCUCCUGCAGUGGAUGCGACACCACAUCCUGGUCUUCGAGGAGCGCAAGUUCCCCAGCAGCUACGAGGAGAUCGAGGUUCUCUGGCGGCAGUUCCUGAAGUUCAAGGAGACGGAGCUCCCCGCCAAGGAGGCGGACAAGAACCGCUCCAAGCACAUCUUCAAGUCCUUCGAGGGCGCGGUCCAAGCGGGACACGUCAAGGUGCCGCCGGGCCACCACCCGCUGGACGUGGAGAAGGAGUGGGGUCGGCUGCACGUGGCCAUCUUGGAGCGCGAGCGGCUCCUGAGGACGGAGUUUGAGAGGCUGGAGCGCCUCCAGAGGAUCGUGGGCAAGGUCCAGACCGAGUCGGGGGUGUGCGAGGAGCAGCUCAACCAGGCGGAGACGCUGCUGCAGACGGACGUGCGGAUGCUAAACGCGGGCAAGCCCCUGCAGCACACGGCCGAGGUGGAGGCGGAUCUGGAAAAGGCGGAGGGGAUGAUUCGCUUCCUCUUCAACGACGUUCAGACGCUGAAGGACGGGCGCCACCUUCAGGCCGAGCAGAUGUACCGCAGGGUGUAUCAUCUCCACGAGAGGCUGGUGAACCUCCGCAGCGAGUACAACCUGCGCCUCAAGUCGGGCGUGACCAUGGCGCAGAUCCCCAUGACCCAGAUCCCCAUGACCCUUGUCAACCAGGCCCACGUCCUGCAGCAGGCCCCCGUGCGGCUGCGGCCCGAGCUGGACGAGGUCACGCUGCGCUACGUGCAGGACCUGCUGGGCUGGGUGGAGGAGAACCAGCGGCGGGUGGACCAGGGCGAAUGGGGCUCCGACCUGCCCACCGUGGAGUCCCAGCUGGGCAACCACCGCGGACUGCACCUGUCCGUGGAGGAGUUCCGGUCUAAGAUCGAACGGGCCAAGGCGGAUGAGAGUCAGAUCUCACCUGCGAGUAAGGCCGCCUACCGCGACUACCUGAGCCAACUGGAACUUCAGUACGGGAAGCUUCUGAACGCCUCUAAGGCCCGCCUUCGCUACCUGGACCAGCUCCACGCCUUCGUCACCGCCGCCACCAAGGAGCUGAUGUGGCUCAACGAGAAGGAGGAAGAGGAGGUCAACUACGACUGGAGCGAGCGCAACACCAACAUGGCGGCCAAGAAGGACAACUACUCGGGUCUAAUGAGGGAGCUGGAGGUGCGGGAGAAGAAGACAAACGGCGUCCAGGUGUCGGGAGACAAGCUGCUGAAAGACGGACACCCCGCCAGGAAGACCAUAGAGGCUUUCACCGCCGCUCUGCAGACUCAGUGGAGUUGGAUGCUUCAGCUGUGCUGCUGCAUCGAGAGUCACCUGAAGGAGAACACCGCCUACUUCCAGUUUUUUGCUGACGUGAAAGAGGCGGAGAACAAGCUGAAGAAGAUGCAGGACGCCAUGAAGAGGAAGUACACGUGCGAGCGCACCACCACCGUCACCCGGCUGGAGGACCUCCUACAGGACGCCGCCGACGAGAAGGAGCAGCUGGGCGAGUUCAGGACUCACCUGGAGGGCCUGAAGCGCCGCGCCAAGACGGUGGUGCAGCUGAAGCCGCGCAACCCCGCCACCGCCAUCAAGAGCAAACUGCCCAUCCAGGCGGCGUGCGACUUCAAGCAGAUGGAGAUCACCGUCCACCGAGGCGACGAGUGCGCCCUGCUCAACAACUCUCAGCCGUUCAAGUGGAAGGUGCUCAACCGCGAGGGGAGCGAGGCGUCGGUGCCGUCCGUCUGCUUCCUGGUCACGCCCACCAACAAGGACGCCGUCAACAGCGUCGCCGGACUGGAGGGCAACCUGCAGAAGCUGCAGACCACGUGGCAGACCUUGUUUGUGGACCUCAGGAGCCUCCUGUCCUGGCAGUACCUCAUGAGGGACAUCCACAUCAUCAACACCUGGAACGUCUCUAUGUUCAAGACCCUGACGGUGGAGGAGUACCGGCUGGCCCUGAGGAACCUGGAGCUGCACUACCAGGACUUCCUGAGGGACAGCCAGGACUCGCAGACGUUUGGAGCCGAGGACCGCAUGCAGGUGGAGUCCAGCUACAACAAGUCCAACCAGCACUACAACACGCUGGUCAGCACCGCCGAACAAGGCUACGUGCCGCCCAAGACAGGUAAGCCGCCUCCAUCCGUGCCCGCGUGUCCUCGUUUUCUCCACUGUGUCCCACAGUCCCAGUCUGUCUUCCCGUCUCAACUCAGACCCAAAUCCACAAUGCCACCCAAAUCCACAAUGGCGUUAUUUACUUUUAUUGCUGGCCUUAUUAUGCACCAAUGGCAGUUACGCAGAGCGGGGUUGUGUUCACGACCCCUCGGAAUUAUGAGUAUCAACAAGCAAGUAGUUUCUUGUACGUUCUGUUUUGCUGCAAAAAUUAUAAUGACGGGCAUGUUUAAAUCCGCUGAUUCCCUUUCAAUCCGGAGUCAAACUGGCUUUCAUGAGACGUUAAAACCUCCUUUUCUUCUGGCGGGAGCAGGUGAGCGAGACGAGUCGCUGAGCAGGACUCACCUGAACCAGCUCAAAGACCUGCGCCUGAGGCUGGAGGGCUGCGAGAAUCGAACGGUGACUCGCCUGCGCCAGCUCGCCGACAAGGAGCCGCUGAGAGCCUGCGCCCUGAAGACCAGCGAGCAGAUGAAGGUCCAGUCUGAGCUGGAAGGCCUGAGGAAAGAACUGAGCGCCAUCGCCGACAAGACCGAGGAGGUUCUGGCGUCCCCGCAGCCGUCUAGCUCCGCCCCCUUGCUGCGCUCCGAGCUGGAGGCCACCAAGAAGAAGAUGGACCACGUCUACGGGCUGUCGUCCGUCUACCUGGACAAGCUGAAGGCCAUGGAGGUGGUCAUCAGGAGCAGCAAGGACGCCGAGGAGACGCUGCAGAGCUACGAGUCUCGUCUGCUGGACGUCCACAAAGUGCCGGCGGAUGAGAAGGAGGCGGACUCCCAAGACGGCCAGAUUAAAAAAAUGCAAAACGAAGCGAAGGCGGACCAGAUGGUGUUCGACCGGCUGCAGGACGAGCUCAAGAGGGCGGCGGGCGUCCACGACAAGAUGACGCGGCUCCACAGCGAGCGCGACGCCGAGCUGGAGCGCCAGCGCCACCUGGUGGGCGGCCUGCAGGAGCGCUGGCUGGCGGUGCUGGCCCAGCUGGAGAUCCGGCAGCAGGAGCUGGAGCUGCUCCGCCGCCGCAUGGCGUCGUACCGCGACAGCUACGAGUGGCUCACGCGCUGGCUGGCCGAGGCCCGCCGGCGCCAGGAGGCCAUCCAGGCGGCACCCGUCGGAGACGGGGCGGCGCUGAAGGAGCAGCUGGCGGAGGAGAAGAAACUUCUAGACGAGGUGGAGAAGAACGAGGACAAGAUGAACAAGUGCCAGAAAAACGCCACGGACUACAUCGACUCCAUCAAGGACUACGAGCUCCAGAUUCUGACCUACAGGGCCCUGCGGGACCCGCUCGCCUCGCCCGUCAAGAAAGCCAAAAUGGAGUGUGCGUCGGACGACGUCAUCCAAGAGUUUGUCACUCUGAGGACUCGCUACAGCGAGCUGAUGACGCUCGUCAGCCAGUACGUCAAGUUCAUCGCCGACGCACGGCGCCGCCUGGAGGAUGACGAGAAAGCGUCCGAAAAGCUGAAAGAAGAAGAAAGGAAGAGGUUGGCGGCGAUCCAGGCCGAGUUAGACAAACAAAGGCAGCUGGCUGAGGUCCACGCUCAGUCUGUGGCAAAGGCCGAACAGGAAGCCCAAACACUUAAGCUGAAGAUGAAAGAGGAGGCCAGCAAGAGACAAGAUGUUGCAGUGGAUGCCGAUAAGCAGAAGCAGAACAUCCAACAGGAGCUGAGCCACCUGAAAAAUCUGUCGGAGCAAGAGAUCAAGUCCAAGAACCAGCAGCUAGAGGAGGCUUUGAGCAGCCGCACCAGGAUCGAGGAGGAGAUCCACAUAAUUCGCCUUCAGUUGGAGACAACGAUCAAGCAGAAGAGCACCGCUGAUGGCGAGCUACAGCAGCUCCGAGACCGAGCCGGUGAGGCCGAGAAGCUCCGCAAAGCUGCUCAGGAAGAGGCCGAGAGGCUUCGCAAGCAGGUGGCCGAAGAGACGCAGAAAAAAAAGAAUGCAGAAGACGAGCUGAAGCGCAAAUCUGAGGCGGAAAAAGAGGCUGCCAAGCAGAAGCAGAAAGCCCUGGAGGACCUGCAGAAAUUCAAGAUGCAGGCAGAAGAGGCAGAGAGGCGUAUGAAACAGGCAGAGGAGGAGAAACUCAGGCAGGUCAAGGUGGUGGAGGAGGUGGCAUUGAAGAGUGCCUCUGCACAGUUGCAGAGCACCUCUAAAACGUUCACUGAAAGGGCGACUAAAUUGGAGGAAUCUCUCAAAAAGGAGCAGGGCACAGUUCUACAGCUGCAAGAGGAAGCGGAGAAACUCAGGAAACAACAAGAGGAAGCCAGCAAAGCUCGCGAGCAAGCAGAGAAAGAGCUGGAAACAUGGAGACAGAAGGCCAACGAGGCUCUCCGUUUAAGGCUGCAAGCCGAGGAAGAAGCCCAAAGGAAAAGUCAAGCUCAGGAUGAGGCAGAGAGGCAGAAGGUGGAUGCAGAGCGGGACGCCAAGAAAAGAGCAAAGGCCGAAGAAGCUGCCCUCAAACAGAAGGAGAAUGCAGAGAAGGAGCUGGACAAACAGAGGACUUUUGCAGAGCAGAUAGCGCAGCAGAAGCUGUCAGCCGAACAAGAAUGCAUUCGCCUGAAGGCCGACUUUGAACAUGCUGAACAACAGAGGAGCCUUCUAGACAAAGAGCUCCAGCGUCUGAAAAACGAGGUGAACGCCACUGAAGUGGAGAGGAAAAAACUGGAGGAGGAGCUGGCAAAGGUUAGGAGUGAAAUGGACGCACUUCUCCGAAUGAAGAACAAAGCGGAGAAAGAGACGAUGUCAAACACGGAGAAGAGCAAGCAGCUUCUGGAGUCCGAGGCACUGAAAAUGAAGCAGUUUGCAGACGAAGCAGCCAGGCUGAGGUCUGUGGCAGAGGAGGCCAAGAAGCAGAGGCAGAUUGCUGAGGAGGAGGCGGCCAAACAACGCGCUGAAGCCGAGAAAAUUCUCAAAGAGAAACUGGCCGCCAUCAACGAGGCGACGCGUCUCAAGACGGAGGCUGAGAUUGCGCUGAAGGCCAAAGAGGCCGAGAAUGAACGACUGAAAAGAAAAGCUGAGGAUGAAGCGUAUCAAAGGAAGCUACUUGAGGACCAGGCGACUCAGCAUAAACAAGACAUUGCAGAGAAGAUCGAGCAUCUAAAGAGCUCGUCUGACUCUGAACUAGAACGACAAAAGACAAUCGUGGAAGACACCAUCAGACAAAGGAAAGUUGUGGAAGAGGAAAUUCAUUUAAUCAAAAUCCACUUUGAGAAGGCUUCAAAAGACAAAUCAGACUUAGAGAACGAAUUAAAGAAACUAAAGGAGAUCGCGGAUGAGACGCAGAAGAGCAAACUCAAAGCUGAGAAGGAAGCCAAGACAUUGAAACAACUUGCUGCAGAGGAGGAGAAGAAGAGGAAAGAAGCUGAGGAGAAGGUAAAGCGGAUCACGGCAGCGGAAGAAGAGGCAGCUCGACAAUGCAAAGCUGCUCAAGAGGAGGUGGAACGCUUGAAAAAGAAACAAGCAGAAGCAAAUACACAGAGAGAGAAGGCUGAGAAAGAAGCAGAGCAGCAGGUGGUUUUAGCGAAAGAUGCUGCUCAGAAAUGCAUGGCAGCCGAACAAAAAGUUCAAAAGGUUCUGAGCAAGAAUGAGGCGGACGCUCUCGCUCAGGAGAAGUUGAAGGAGGAGUUUGAGAAUGCUAAGAAACUUGCUCAGGAAGCUCAAAAGGCUAAGAAGAAAGCUGAGAAAGAAGCCGGGCUGCUCCGCCAGAAAGCAGAGGAUGCAGAAAAACAGAAAAAAGCUGCGGAGGAUGAAGCCGCCAAGCAGGCCAAAGCUCAGAAAGAUGCAGAGAAACUGAGGAAAGAAGCAGAGGUGGAGGCCAGCAAGCGAGCGGAAGCCGAAGGCGCCGCUCUGAAGCAAAAGCAGCAGGCUGACGCUGAGAUGGCCAAACACAAGAAAGAGGCCGAGCAAGCCCUCAAGCAGAAAUCUCAAGUGGAGAAAGAACUGACAACAAUCAAACUGCAGCUAGAUAAAACCGACAAGCAGAAGUCUGUUUUGGAUCAGGAGCUCCAGCGGGUUAAGGGCGAAGUCAAUGACGCGGUCAAACAAAAGGCUCAGGUGGAAGACGAACUCUCCAAAGUUAGGAUUCAAAUGGAGGAGCUGCUUCAACUUAAAAUCAAAAUUGAGAUUGAGAACAAGCGUCUAAUGAAAAAAGACAAAGAUAAUUCAAAGAAGUUACUCGCAGAUGAAGCUGAGAGGAUGAAGACGUUGGCGGAGGACGCAACCCGGCUUAGCGCUGAGGCCGAAGAAGCAGCCAAACAGAGACAGAUCGCAGAGUCGGAUUUGGUUGAACAGAGAGCACUUGCAGAGAAAAUGCUUAAGGAGAAGCUGCAGGCCAUUCAGGAGGCUACAAAACUUAAGGCUGAGGCCGAGGAGCUCCAGAGGCAGAAGGACCAGGCACAGGAAAGGGCCAAAAAGCUCCUGGAGGACAAAGAGCAGAUCCAGCAGCGGCUUGACAAGGAGACAGAAGGCUUCCAAAAGUCCCUUGAAGCUGAGCGAAAGAGAAAACAAGAGGCUUCAGCCGAGGCGGAAAAACUGAAACUGAAGGUGAAAGAGCUCAGCGAUGCUCAAGCAAAAGCCAAUGAGGAGGCAAAGAAGUUCAGGAAGCAGGCGGAUGAGGCCAAAGCUCUUCUUCAGGAAACGGAACAAAAAACCACAGCGACUGUCGUGCAGAAGCUGAAGAGUCAGGAGCUGCAAAGCACGAGAGAAGCUGACGAACUCAAGCAAGCAAUUGCUGCACUUGAAAAGGAGAGGGAAAAGCUGAAAAAAGAUUCAGAGACGCUUCAGAAAAAAUCCAAAGAGAUGGCCCUUGCCCAACAAGAGCAGAUUGAGCAGGAGAAGGCCCUACUUCAGCAGACUUUCCUAACUGAGAAGGAGCUGCUGUUGAAAAGAGAAAGGGAGGUUGAAGGCGAGAAAAAGAAGCUGGAGAAACAGUUUGAGGAUGAAGUGAGCAAGGCGAAAGCCCUCAAAGAGGAGCAGGAACGUCAGCAAAAGAUGAUAGAGGAAGAAAAGAAAAAGCUCCAGGCCAUCAUGGAUGAUGCUUUACGGAAGCAAAAGGAGGCUGAGGCUGAGAUGAAAAGGAAGCAGAAGGAAAUGGAGGUGCUUGAAAAGAAAAGGAAUGAGCAGGAAAAACUCUUGGGAGAGGAGAACAAAAAGCUCAGAGAGAAACUCAACAGCCUUGAGGUCGCGUCCAAAGAAAGUCCAUCAAAAACAAAAGAAAUUGAGGUCCAGACUGACAAGGGUGCCGGGGAGCAGUUAGUCGCUGCGACAUCUGCGAUAACAACAAAUAAUGCGUACAAUGGCUCUGGUGAGGUUGAUAGUGUGAAAGAGUCUCCUUGGGCCUUUGACGGAAUAAGAGCGAAAGUUCCUGCUGAGAGGCUCUUUGACGUUGGCAUUCUGACAAAAAAAGAAUUUGACAAACUUAAAAAGGGGAAAGUCUCUGUGCAAGACCUUGCCAAGACAGACAAGAUGCAGUCAUGCCUUAAAGGUCAGAGCGCUGUUGGUGGAAUUUUGACUCCAUCUAAAGAGAAAAUGAGUGUUUAUCAGGCCCUUAAAGAAAACAAGAUAACACCCAACACUGCUAAAAUGCUGUUGGAAGCUCAAGCAGCUUCUGGUUACCUUGUAGAUCCCCUCAAUAACAGACUCCUCUCUGUAGACGCGGCUGUUAAGGAGGAGUUGAUUGGCCCUGAACUCCAUGACAAAAUGCUCUCUGCAGAGAAAGCAGCCACUGGUUUCAAAGACCCUUACACCGGUGACAAAAUCUCCCUUUUUGAGGCCAUGAAAAAGGGACUCAUUGAGAAGGAACAGGCCAACAGAUUCUUAGAUGUCCAACUUGCAACUGGUGGCAUUGUUGACCCCGUUAAUUGUCACAGAGUAGCACUGCAGACCGCCUACAAGCAAGGGCAGUUUGACGCUGACACAAAUAAACAACUCGCAGACUGCAAGUUGUUUAUGGACCCCAGCACCCAGGAGCCCCUCACCUACAAGAAGCUAUUGGAGAGGUGCACCAAGGAUGCAGCCUCAGGCCUGAUGAUUCUACCCGUGACAGAGGAUGCUGCCCAAAGCGACAGAACAUAUACUGACGCAGAGAUGAAAGAAGUGUUCAGUAAAUCAAGCGUCAAUGUACCUUUUGGCAGAUUCAAAGGGAAGACUGUCACCAUUUGGGAGGUUAUCAACUCAGAGUACUUUACAGAAGAGCAAAGACGAGAGCUGAUUCGCCAGUACAAGACGGGCAAAAUCACAGUGGAGAAGAUCAUCAAAAUUGUCAUCACUGUGGUGGAGGACAAGGAAAAGAGCAAUGAAAAUGUGUUGAACGGGUUGAGGGCUCCAGUUCCGGCCAGUGAGCUGUUGGACACAAAGGUUAUCAGCAAAGACGUAUUCAACAAAUUAAGUAAUGGCAAGAUAACAGUCAAAGAGAUCUCUGAGAUGGAGCCUGUGAAGAAAGCACUCCAAGGAACUCCAAGCAUCGCCGGCCUGUUUUACGAACAAACCAAAGAGAAAAUGGCUUUCUAUCAAGCGAUGAAGAAAGAACUAAUCUCGCCUGAGACCGCCAUUCAUUUACUUGAGGCUCAAGCAGCUACUGGUUUCAUCAUUGAUCCUAUCAAGAAUGAGAGGGUCCCUGUCGAUGAAGCGGUCAAGUCGGGCUUGGUCGGCCCAGAACUCCAUGAGAGGCUGCUGUCUGCUGAGAGAGCUGUCAGUGGCUACAAAGAUCCUUAUUCCGGGAAAACAGUUUCUCUGUUUGAAGCCAUGAACAAAGGUCUGAUCAAAAGAGACCAAGGCGUCCGCUUGCUAGAAGCACAGCUCUCGACCGGAGGAGUUAUUGACCCCGUUAAAAGCUAUCGUGUACCACAUGAGGUUGCCUGCAAACGUGGCUAUUUAGAUGAGGAAACCAACAAGAUUUUGAGCAAGACUGUUGAUGAAACAAAAGUAUUUUAUGAUCCAAACACAGAGGAGGAUGCAACCUAUGUGCAGUUAAUGAAGAAAUGUGUGUCUGACAAUGACACUGGACUUCCUUUGCUGCCUCUAUCAAAGACGGCUGCAAAGCCCAAAGAAGAUCUACAUAUAACCGAGGCCAAAACAAAAGAGGCCUUGACUCAGAACGCGGUGGAGCUGGGAUACGGGCCUUUCAAGGGGAAAAAGGUCACAAUUUGGGAAAUUAUCAACUCUCACUACAUCACGGAGGAGAAAAGAAUUGAGCUGAUUCGUCAGUACAGAACAGGCCAUGUGACAAUAGAGAAGUUAAUAAAGGUGGUGAUGGUAAUGGUUGAGGAACAAGAAGCGCAAACAAAAGACAAGGCCUGUUUUGAAGGUCUCAGGGAACCCGUCACUGCCAGGUCGUUGAUGGACGCCAACAUCAUUGAUAAGGCUACAUUCACAGAGCUCCAACAAGGCACAAAAACUCCUCAAGAAGUGAGUGAGUAUGAUGUGGUCAGAAAGUAUUUGCAAGGCACGGAGCGCAUCGACGCCAUUGCAAUGGAAGGAACAAAUGAAAAGUUGAGCAUAUAUCAGGCAAUGAAAAAUAACAUUUUGCAGCCAAACACUGGGCUUGCGCUCCUUGAAGCCCAAGCCGGAACUGGUUCCAUAACAGAUCCUGUCAAAAAUAUGAAAUAUUCUGUGAAUGAUGCUGUGAAGGCAGGAACUGUAGGCCCAGAGCUUCAUGAGAAACUUCUGUCUGCUGAAAAAGCAGUGACGGGAUACAAAGAUCCAUAUACUGGCAAUAAGAUAUCUCUGUUCCAAGCUCUGAAGAAAGAGCUAGUCCUGCGGGAGCAUGCUAUUCCACUCCUGGAGGCUCAGCUUCAUUCAGGAGGCAUCAUUGAUCCAGUAAGUAGCCACCGCGUUCCCACCGAUGUCGCUAUUCAACGUGGCUUCUUAAGCAAACAAAUGGCCACUUCUUUAGAUGAACCCUCUGGCGAUGUUCAAUGCUUCACCAAUCCCAACAAUAAUGAAAGUGUUACUUACAAGCAUUUGAUGGAGAAAUGCGUUAAAGAUCCAAAGUCUGGUCUGUUCUACCUGCCAAUGUCAAAGGCUGAAACGGUCGCUCCUGUCGAGAAGUCCUAUCAGUGCACAGAGGAGCAAGCCCAGGCGGCUCUUAGUAAAGCUCAAAUUGAGAUCCCACACAAGAGCUUUGAAGGGAAGAGCAUGACCAUCUGGGAAAUCAUGAAUUCGAACAUGCUUCCAGAGGAGGAAAGGCACCGCCUGCUGGAGCAGUAUCGCUUGGGGAGAAUCACAAAGGAUAGAAUGCUUGUCAUUAUAAUUGAAAUUAUCGAACAAAGGGAGUCUGAAAAGGCUGAGCAGGGCAUGUCAUGUGAUGUGAUCAGAAGGAGAAUCACAAUUGAGGAGCUUUACAGCGCUCGAAUUAUUGACUUGCAAACGUACAAUCUCUUGAAACAGGAAAAAAUGACUAUUAGCGAGAUCAUGGAAAUGCCAUCGGUGAAACAGUAUCUCUUUGGCACUGGUUGUAUUGCCGGCAUUAUGUCAGACAGUCCCGCCAAGAUCAGCAUUUAUCAAGCCAUGAAAGAUGGAAAGAUUAAGCCGGUAGUUGCGCUAACUCUCCUUGAGGCCCAAGCGGCAACCGGAUUCAUUAUAGAUCCAGUCAAAGAUGAACUUCUGACAGUGGAUGAAGCUGUGCGCAAGGGGCUGGUGGGGCCUGAACUUCACGACAAACUUCUCUCAGCUGAGAGAUCAGUGACCGGCUACAAGGAUCCAUACAGUGGAAAACUGAUUUCUCUUUUCCAGGCAAUGAAAAAGGAUUUGAUUCCAGAGGAUUAUGCUUUGAGGCUCUUGGAAGCCCAGAAUGCCACUGGGGGGUUAAUGGACCCAGAAUACUACUUCCGCCUCCCCUCAGAUGUUGCUAUGCAGCGUGGAUACAUCAAUAAGGAGACAUUGGACAGAAUAUCUGAGCCUGCGGGUGAUGUGCAAGGUUACAUUGACCCAACAACAGAUGAGGACUUGACCUAUGCUCAGCUGCUGAAAAGAUGCCGAAUUGACAAAAAGAGUGGGUUGAGGCUUCUGUCAUUGGCGGACAGAAAUCUUCUCUUUCCGGGUAUCAGAAAACAAAUUACAGUGGAUGAGCUGCUUCGUUCUCAGAUUAUUGACCAAAAGACGUACAACGGCCUCACAGAGGGCACAAUCUCUCCAGAGGAAGUUAGUAGAGACAUUAAGAAAUACCUCCAGGGUACCAGCUGCAUUGCUGGCGUGUUUGUAGAAUCCAGCAAAGACCGCCUGUCCAUCUACCAAGCAAUGAAAAAGAACAUGAUCAGACCAGGAACUGCUUUUGAGCUCCUUGAGGCCCAAGCCGCGACAGGGUACGUAAUUGACCCGAUCAAAAACCUCAAACUAAAUGUCAACGAGGCAGUCAAGAUGGGUGUUGUCGGCCCAGAGUUUAAAGAUAAGCUGCUGUCAGCGGAGAGAGCAGUCACAGGCUACAAGGAUCCCUAUUCCGGCAAGGUCAUCUCACUGUUUCAGGCUAUGAAGAAGGACCUGAUAUUGAAGGACCAUGGCAUCCGCCUGCUCGAGGCUCAGAUCGCAACAGGUGGAAUCAUUGACCCGCAAGAGAGCCAUCGCUUGCCAGUGGAAGCAGCGUAUGAACGCGGCCUCUUUGACCAGGAAAUGAACGAGAUCCUCACUGACCCGUCCGAUGAUACCAAAGGCUUCUUUGACCCCAACACGGAGGAAAACCUCACCUACCUUCAGCUGAUAGAGAGAUGUAUGAUAGACCAACAAACAGGGCUCGCUCUUCUGCUGCUGAAGGAAAAGAAGCGAGAGAGGAAGACGUCAUCCAAGUCAUCUGUUCGUAAACGUAGAGUCGUUAUUGUAGAUCCAGAGACAGGCAAAGAGAUGUCGGUAUAUGAAGCCUACCAGAAAGGCCUCAUUGAUCACCAGACUUACUUAGAGCUGGCAGAGCAGGAAUGUGAGUGGGAGGAAAUUACCAGCACCUCAUCUGAUGGAGUUGUAAAAUCUAAGAUUAUCGACAGACGGUCCGGUCGACAGUACGAUAUCGAUGAUGCAAUCUCGAGUGGCCUGAUUGAAAGGUCAGCUCUGGAUCAGUAUCGGUCUGGAACUCUGUCUAUUACGGAAUUUGCAGACAUGCUGUCAGGAAACUCCAGUGGCGUUAGAUCACGGUCAUCCUCCUUUGGUUCUUCGUCUUCUUACGCCAUGAGUCCGGCGCCUAGCAUAAAAACAUCAGCUGCCCCGUGGAAUGACCCAACCGAGGAAAGUGGCCCUGUGGCUGGAAUCUUGGACACAGAAACACUGGAGAAGGUGUCUGUAACAGAGGCCAUUCACAGAAAUCUUGUCGACAAUAUAACCGGUCAAAGGCUGCUGGAAGCUCAGGCUUGCACUGGAGGCAUCAUUGACCCAAACACUGGAGAGAAGUUCUCUAUUACAGAUGCAAUGAACAAAGGGCUCGUAGAUAAAAUCAUGGUGGACCGCAUCAGUCUUGCACAGAAGGCCUGCGGUGGAUUUGAGGAUCCUCGAACCAAAAUCAAAAUGUCAGCUGCCCAAGCUCUGAAGAAAGGUUGGUUGUACUACGAGGCAGGCCAGCGCUUCCUGGAAGUCCAGUACCUCACUGGUGGUUUAAUAGAACCGGACGUCACCAACAGAGUCUCAUUGGAUGAAGCCUUGAAAAAAGGCACCUUAGAUGCCCGCACUGCACAGAAGUUGCGAGAUGUCAACACUCAUUCAAAAUACCUCACAUGCCCAAAAACAAAACUUAAAAUUUCCUACAAGGACGCGCUGGAUAGAAGCAUGACAGAGGAGGGAACCGGCCUCAGACUCCUUGAAGCCUCAUCCCAGUCCAGCAAAGGCCUUUACAGUCCCUACAGCGUUAGCGGCUCUGGCUCUGCUACUGGAUCACGCUCAGGCUCACGGUCGGGGUCUAGAAGAGGAAGCUUUGAUGCCACAGGUUCCAGUUUCACCACAACCUUCUCCUCCACGUCGUACAGUUCGCCGGGCUACGGCCGCCGAUACGUUCAGAUCAGCGAGACUGUUCCUCCCAAUCACGCCAGUCCAAGUAUCACAGUCAUUGCCCACGUGCAUGUUGAAGUCCCCCAGGAAGACUAUGGAAUCCCCUGCCGGCACCCCAUACAGGACCCGCAAAAACAACAUGCACCCGACCCCACUGGUUCCGACCGCGGGUGGUGGGCCCACGUGGCGGAGAGGAUGGUGUGUCCACGUAGCUUCUUCGGGUUGUGCCCGGCCGGGGCCACCAGGCGCUCGCUGACGAGCCCUGCCUCCAGGCCUAGCUCCGGAGGAGGACCCUGGGCUUCCUUCGGGCCAGUUAACUCAGGUUCUGUUACACAGGUGUAUUCGACCAAGAUGGGGCCCAUUAAUCAAAACACUGAGAUGAAACAAAACGGCCACUCUAAAUCUUAUGGCCCCGUGACAGGCGUUUAUCUGGAGGCAACCAAGGAGAAGAUCACCAUAUACCAAGCCAUGAAAAAACGCCUGCUCAAACCAGGAACGGCGUUGGCCCUGCUUGAAGCACAAGCCGCCACGGUGGGCAUCGUGGACCCGGUUAACAAUCGAACACUUCCUGUGGCCGAUGCUGUCAAAGAGGAGCUAAUUGGACCCGAGAUGAAGGAGAAGCUCCUUAUGGCGGAAAAAGCUGUCACUGGCUACGUGGAUCCCUACACUAACGGAACCAUAUCUUUGUUCCAAGCUAUGCAGAAAGAUUUAGUUCCAAGAGAUCAUGGCUUGAGGCUCCUGGAAGCACAGGUAUCCACUCACGGCCCGUUUGAUCCCAUUCUGAAGACACAUAUUACUGUUGACUCGGCCAUUCAGAAAGGUUACUAUGAAAAAGGUCUGCUGGACGACCAGAUGGCAGAGUUAAAGGUGUUCUACAAUCCAAGUACACAAGAACAUGUGAGCUACACAAAGAUCUUGGAGAAAUGCAUUGUUGAACCUGAGACGGGCAUGCUCCUUCUACCUGUCUUCAUCAUUUUUAAAGGUCUGAGACAAGGCAUUUCCUCCGCAAAACUUCUUGAGUCCAAUAUCAUCGACAAAGACAUUUAUGAUGACCUGCAGAAGGGGAAGACCACAACCCAAGAAGUGAUGCUGAUAGAGGCGGUGAGGGAAUACCUUGAAGGUAAAGGAAGCAUUGCAGGCAUCGCACUACUUUCCACCGGUCAGAGGAUGAGCAUUUAUGAAGCAAUGAAGAAACGCAUACUGAUGCCUGGAACAGCACUGGUUCUACUGGAGGCACAGGCUUCAACUGGAUUCCUGACUGAUCCUAUCGAAAAUAAAAAAUUCACAGUGGCACAGGCUGUAAAGAACAAACUUGUGGGUCCAGAACAUUACGCUAAACUCCUCUCCGCUGAACGAGCGGUAACCGGAUACAAAGACCCGUACACAGGCGAAACCAUUUCCCUGUUUCAAGCGCUUUCAAAAGAUCUCAUCGUUAAGACACACGGGAUCCGCCUACUUGAGGCGCAAAUCGCCACCGGUGGAAUUAUUGACCCUAUUAACAGCCACAGACUUCCCACAGAGGUGGCCUUUAAAAGAGGCUAUUUCGAUGAAGAAAUGAAGGCCAUACUUGAGGAUUCCGGAGACGACACCAAGGGAUUCUUUGAUCCAAACACAGAGGAGAACCUAACUUAUCUGCAGCUGAUAGAGAGGUGUGUCAUUGAUCCUGUCACUGGACUGUGUCUCUUACCAAUCCGCGGCAGGUCUGACGCACUGAAUUUCAGCUUCAUUGACUACCAAACAAAGAUGGUCUUGAAAAAGAAAAAGGUGAGCGUGACAUGUGGCAAGUACAUGGGAAUGACCGUAUCACUCUGGGAACUGCUGAUGUCAGAAUACUUAAAUGAAGAGCAGAGGAAAGACAUCAUAUGGAAGUACGUACAGAAGAAGCUCACUAUCGAGACGAUUGUCACAACUGUUCUGGAAAUCAUAGAGACGUCUGUAAAAACAACUAAGGUUUUCUUUGAAGGAAUUAGGGAAACUGUCACUGCUAAACAGCUGGUCGAGGCUGAAAUCAUUAGCGAGGAUGUCCUUGAUGACCUGAAAAAAGGAAAGAAGUCUGUCAAGGAAGUCAUAGAAGACCAAAACAUAAGUGUGUACCUUCAGGGGAAAGACAGCAUUGCAGGUGUUCUUCUUCCUGACUCCCAAAUUCUGACUAUUUACCAGGCCAAGCAAAAGAGGAAAUUGAUGCCUGGAACAGCUCUGGUUUUACUUGAGGCACAAGCAGCAACAGGGUUCCUUAUUGAUCCCAUUGGAAACAGAAAGUUUUCCGUUGAUGAUGCAGUCAAAGCUAAGGUUGUCGGUGCUGAUGUGUGCCAAAAAUUACGCUCUGCAGAGAAGGCAGUGACAGGCUACAAAGACCCGUGCGAUGGCAAAACAAUCUCUUUGUUCCAAGCCAUGCAAAAAGGCCUUAUCCUACAAGAUCAUGGAAUUCGACUCCUGGAGGCCCAAAUUGCCACCGGUGGGAUCAUUGACCCGGUUAACAGCCAUCGCAUUCCAAUCCAUGUCGCCUAUAGGCGUGGAUAUUUUAAUGAGGAGAUGAAUGAGAUCCUGAGUGAUCCUAGUGAUGACACCAAAGGGUUUUUUGACCCCAACACCCACGAGAAUCUCACGUACUUGCAGCUCAUGUCCAGAUGUGUCACAGACUCCAGCACAGGACUAUGCCUGCUGCCACUCAAAGGCAGAAGUAACAAAAUAAACAUAGAUGAUACCAUGAAGGAGCUAUUUAGAACAACAACUGUGUCUGUCAGGUACGGACGAUUCAAGGGCAAGCACACAACUCUUUGGGAUCUUAUCAAUUCAGAGUAUCUAGGAGAGGAAAAAAGGCAGGAGUUUUUCAAACUCUUCAAAUCCAGGAAAGUAACAGUUGAGGAAAUUAGUGUGUUUAUUUUAGACAUCAUUGAGAGCAAGGAGAUAAAACAGCAAGCAGGACUAAGCUUCAAAACCCUUAGGGGAGAGGUUUCUGUGGUGGAUCUUUUAGAGCUUGAAAUAGUGGAUGAAAAAACAUACAGUCGCUUGAUCGAUGGAAAGAUUAGGACCACCGAUGUGCUGAAAAUGGAAAGCGUGCAAUCUUACCUACAAGGAACAAGUUGUGUGGCCGGGGUGAUACUGCAGCCCUCCAAUCAGAAGCUAACCAUCUACGAGGCACAGAAAAAUGCUAUCCUGACACCCGGCACUGCUCUGUGCCUUCUUGAAGCACAAGCAGCAACAGGUUUCAUUGUUGAUCCUCUGGCAAACAAAAAGCUCACAGUGGAACAAGCGCUAAGGGAGAAGUUAAUUUGUCCACAGAUGUAUGAAAAGCUUUUAUCAGCAGAGAAGGCGGUCACUGGUUACGUCGAUCCAUACAAUGGCCAAAAGAUUUCUCUUUUCCAAGCCUUGAAGAAAGACCUUGUUGUAAGAGAACAUGGCAUUCGUUUACUUGAGGCCCAAAUUGCCACAGGUGGAAUCAUUGAUCCUUUAAAGUGUCUUCAUCUACCUCUUGAUGUUGCAUACAGGAAAGGAUAUUUUGAUGAAGAGCUUAAUCAAACUCUAUUGGACCCGACUGAUGACACAAAAGGAUUUUUUGACCCAAACACCAAAGAGAAUCUGACAUACUUGGACAUGUUAGGUAGAUGCAUGAAAGAUAAAGAAACUGGAUUGUUCUUCUUACCAAUUGCUGUCACACCAAAAGCUUCAACGACAAAUGUGAAGUUGUACACCGACAGGCAGAUUAAACAAGAGUUUGACGAGACAAUUGUGAGCUAUGCAGGGAAAUCUGUUUCUCUGUGGGACUUGCUCCACUCUGGCUACUUCACUGAAGAACAUCGCUUUGAACUGAUUGAAACAUUCAGAGCAAGAAAGGUUAGCAUACAAACCAUAAUCACAGUCGUCAGAUCUACAAUUGAAAAACUGGUUAGGAGUGAAACUCCCAAAACGAUCAUGGGUCUAAGAAAGCAUGUGUCUGCCAAACAACUGCUUGACUCUGAUAUUAUUAACACUAUUACAUUCAAAAAGAUUAACGAAGAGCAAGUGUCUUUUGAAGGAGUUGCCAAACGUGAUUGUGUGAGACGAUACCUGAAUGGAACCGCAAGCAUUGCUGGAAUUAGAAUGUAUCCGUCCCAGACAGUUGUAAGCAUAUAUGCUGCAAAAAAGGACUGUGUGUUGACAAAUGAUGUGGCGCUUUUGCUGCUGGAAGCACAGGCAUCCACAGGUUGGAUCAUCGAUCCUACCAAAAACAAGUUUUACACUGUUGACCAAGCUGCACUUGAGAAGGUAAUUGGAUCAGAUGUACAUGAGCAGCUUCUGGUAGCUGAACAAGCUGUCACUGGGUAUAAAGAUCCCUAUACUGAUGCAUCAAUAUCUUUGUAUGAGGCUAUGAAUAAACAGCUGAUCCAAAGAAAAGAUGGCAUUCGUCUUCUUGAAGCACAAAUAGCAACAGGUGGAAUCAUAGACCCACAUAUGAGCAUCAGAGUACCUGCUAAUGUUGCAGUCCAAAACAGACUUCUGGAUGACGAACUCAAAAACCUUCUGCUGAAUUCCACUGAUGAAACAAAAGGACACAUUGACCCAAACACCAAAGAAAAAAUAUCCUACCUUGAGCUGAUGGAGAGAUGUGAAAGUGAUCCAAAAACAGGCCUGCUUCUUCUGCCAUUACAGACAGGUGAAUACGACAUUGUUCAGUCAGAAGACCAAAUGCAGGUCGAGUUUAAAAACAAAACAUUUGUUUUGAAAACAUGGAUACUCGAAGAGAAAGAAGUCACCCUUUGGGAAGCUUUAAUGUCUAAAUACGUUUCCCAACAAAAAAGAGACCAGCUUAUACAACAAUAUAAGACUGGUACCAUGACAAUUGAUGAACUAAUUGAAGUACUCACAGUCAUCAUUACAGAGGUCUCAUCCAAAGAAAGAAAGUUCAAAGGACUAAGGAAGCAUGUCACUGCAAGUGAGUUGUUUGAGUCCAAAAUCAUCUCAAAGGAGCUUUUUACAAAGAUUAUACAUGGGAAAGUGACCGAAGAGAAUGUCAACAAAAUGGAAUCCAUUCAGAAGUAUCUUGGAGCUACAAAUUGUAUAGCUGGUGUCAGAGUUGAGUCUACAAAGAAGGUUAUGAGCAUAUACGAAGCAAAGACAAGAGGCCUGCUGACUCCUGGUACUUCUCUUAUACUCUUGGAAGCCCAAGCUGGCACUGGCUUUGUCAUUGACCCAGUCAACAACAAGAAACUUUCAGUAGAAGAAGCUCUGGCUCAGGGAGUAGUUGGCACUGAGUGGAAAAACAAACUACUCUCAGCAGAACGAGCAGUUACAGGAUACAGAGACCCCUACACUGGUGGCACAAUUUCCUUAUUCCAGGCAUUGAAUAAGGAUCUCAUUGUCAAAGAUCAUGGAAUUCGUCUCCUUGAGGCUCAAAUUGCCACAGGAGGCAUAAUUGACCCAAUAUACAGUCACAGAUUGCCUGUGCAGGUGGCAUAUCAAAGAGGAUACUUUGACGAGGAAAUGAACCAAAUUUUGUCUGACCCAGAUGAUGACACCAAGGGCUUUUUUGAUCCCAACACACAAGAGAACCUUACCUAUCUCCAACUGAUAGAGAGGUGUGUCACAGACCCCCUCACUGGACUUAAUUUGCUAUCCAUUGUAAAGAAAGGGGAGUUCUAUUUCUUUGUUGAUGAGGCCACAAAACUCAUUCUGAAAUCAACAACAACCACCAAAGCAGGAGAGGAGUACCAAGGAAUGACAGUCUCGCUGUGGGAACUGCUCUACUCCAGAUACAUAACUGAGGAGAGAAGGCGAGAACUUGUGCAGCAGUACAAGUCCGGAGCUAUCACAAUCCAACGUUUCUUGGAGAUCAUCUUGAUGAUUAUUCAGCAGCUGACCACCACCACCACCACCUCAUCAUCUGCAAUCACAUGUCUGACUCAAGAAACAACAGUGGACAGCAGCACCAUAGAAACCACCAUCAACACCACAGUUACAAAGACCAGAGACAUGGAAAGUUUUCAAGGAAUAAGAAAGGAUGUCAGUGCUACAGAGUUGCUUAAAUCCAAAAUCAUCGGUGAAGAGAUCUACAAAGAUCUAAAUGCAGGAAAAGUCACCGUGCAGGAAGUUAGUCAAAUGCGAUCUGUCCGCAAGUACCUGGAAGGGACCAACAGCAUUGCAGGGGUAUAUUUGCAGUCAACCCAUGAGACCCUGAGCGUCUAUGAAGCCAAAUCCAGAGGCCUGCUGACCCCUGGUACAUCUCUGGUUCUGCUGGAAGCCCAAGCUGCCACUGGCUUUGUCAUUGACCCAGUCAACAACAAGAAACUUUCAGUAGAAGAAGCUGUGGCUCAGAGAGUGGUUGGCAACGAGUGGAAAAACAAACUGCUCUCAGCAGAACGAGCAGUCACAGGAUAUAGAGACCCUUACACUGAAGACACCAUAUCUUUGUUCCAGGCUCUGAAAAAAGACCUGAUAGUCAAGGAUCAUGGAAUUCGUCUCCUUGAAGCUCAAAUUGCCACAGGAGGCAUCAUCGACCCAGUAAACAGUCACAGAGUGCCUGUGAAGGUGGCAUAUGAAAGAGGCUACUUUGACAAAGAAAUGAACCAAAUUUUGUCUGACCCAGAUGACGACACCAAGGGCUUUUUCGAUCCCAACACACAAGAGAACCUUACCUAUCUCCAACUGAUAGAGAGGUGUGUCACAGACCCCAUCACUGGUCUGAGUCUGCUGGUUAUUGUGAAGAAAGGGGAGUUCUACUUCUUUGUUGACGAGGCCACAAAACUUAAACUGAAAUCAACAACAACCACCAAAGCAGGAGAGGAGUACCAAGGAAUGACAGUCUCGCUGUGGGAACUGCUCUACUCCAGAUACAUAACUGAGGAGAGAAGGCGAGAACUUGUGCAGCAGUACAAGUCCGGAGCUAUCACAAUCCAACGUUUCUUGGAGAUCAUCUUGAUGAUUAUUCAGCAGCAGACCACCACUACCACUUCAUCAUCAGCAGUCACAUGUCUGACUCAAGAAACAACAAUGGACAGCAGCACCAUAGAAACCACCAUCAGCACCACAGUUACAGAGACCAGAGACAUGGAAAGUUUUCAAGGAAUAAGGAAGGAUGUCAGUGCUACAGAGUUGCUUAAAUCAAAAAUCAUCGGUGAAGAAAUCUACAAAGAUCUAAAUGCAGGAAAAGUCACCGUGCAGGAAGUUAGUCAAAUGCGAUCUGUCCGCAAGUACCUGGAAGGGACCAACAGCAUUGCAGGGGUAUACUUGCAGUCAACCCAUGAGACCCUGAGCAUCUAUGAAGCCAAAUCCAGAGGCCUGCUGACCCCUGGUACAUCUCUGGUUCUGCUGGAAGCCCAAGCUGCCACUGGCUUUGUCAUUGACCCAGUCAACAACAAGAAACUUUCAGUAGAAGAAGCUGUGGCUCAGAGAUUGGUUGGCAACGAGUGGAAAAACAAACUGCUCUCAGCAGAACGAGCAGUCACAGGAUAUAGAGACCCUUACACUGAAGACACCAUAUCUUUGUUCCAGGCUCUGAAAAAAGACCUGAUAGUCAAGGAUCAUGGAAUUCGUCUCCUUGAAGCUCAAAUUGCAACAGGAGGCAUCAUCGACCCAGUAAACAGUCACAGAGUGCCUGUGCAGGUGGCAUAUGAAAGAGGCUACUUUGACAAAGAAAUGAACCAAAUUUUGUCUGACCCAGAUGACGACACCAAGGGCUUUUUCGAUCCCAACACACAAGAGAACCUUACCUAUCUCCAACUGAUAGAGAGGUGUGUCACAGACCCCAUCACUGGUCUGAGUCUGCUGGUUAUUGUGAAGAAAGGGGAGUUCUACUUCUUUGUUGACGAGGCCACAAAACUUAAACUGAAAUCAACAACAACCACCAAAGCAGGAGAGGAAUACCAAGGAAUGACAGUCUCGCUGUGGGAACUGCUCUACUCCAGAUACAUAACUGAGGAGAGAAGGCGAGAACUUGUGCAGCAGUACAAGUCCGGAGCUAUCACAAUCCAACGUUUCUUGGAGAUCAUCUUGAUGAUUAUUCAGCAGCAGACCACCACCACCACCUCAUCAUCAGCAGUCACAUGUCUGACUCAAGAAACAACAAUUGACAGCAGCACCAUAGAAACCACCAUCAGCACCACAGUUACAGAGACCAGAGACAUGGAAAGUUUUCAAGGAAUAAGGAAGGAUGUCAGUGCUACAGAGUUGCUUAAAUCAAAAAUCAUCGGUGAAGAAAUCUACAAAGAUCUAAAUGCAGGAAAAGUCACCGUGCAGGAAGUUAGUCAAAUGCGAUCUGUCCGCAAGUACCUGGAAGGGACCAACAGCAUUGCAGGGGUAUACUUGCAGUCAACCCAUGAGACCCUGAGCAUCUCUGAAGCCAAAUCCAGAGGCCUGCUGACCCCUGGUACAUCUCUGGUUCUGCUGGAAGCCCAAGCUGCCACUGGCUUUGUCAUUGACCCAGUCAACAACAAGAAACUUUCAGUAGAAGAAGCUGUGGCUCAGAGGUUGGUUGGCAACGAGUGGAAAAACAAACUGCUCUCAGCAGAACGAGCAGUCACAGGAUAUAGAGACCCUUACACUGAAGACACCAUAUCUUUGUUCCAGGCUCUGAAAAAAGACCUGAUAGUCAAGGAUCAUGGAAUUCGUCUCCUUGAAGCUCAAAUUGCCACAGGAGGCAUCAUCGACCCAGUAAACAGUCACAGAGUGCCUGUGCAGGUGGCUUAUGAAAGAGGCUACUUUGACAAAGAAAUGAACCAAAUUUUGUCCGACCCAGAUGACGACACCAAGGGCUUUUUCGAUCCCAACACACAAGAGAACCUUACCUAUCUCCAACUGAUAGAGAGGUGUGUCACAGACCCCAUCACUGGUCUGAGUCUGCUAGUUAUUGUGAAGAAAGGGGAGUUCUACUUCUUUGUUGACGAGGCCACAAAACUUAAACUGAAAUCAACAACAACCACCAAAGCAGGAGAGGAGUACCAAGGAAUGACAGUCUCGCUGUGGGAACUGCUCUACUCCAGAUACAUAACUGAGGAGAGAAGGCGAGAACUUGUGCAGCAGUACAAGUCCGGAGCUAUCACAAUCCAACGUUUCUUGGAGAUCAUCUUGAUGAUUAUUCAGCAGCAGACCACCACCACCACCUCAUCAUCAGCAGUCACAUGUCUGACUCAAGAAACAACAAUGGACAGCAGCACCAUAGAAACCACCAUCAGCACCACAGUUACAGAGACCAGAGACAUGGAAAGUUUUCAAGGAAUAAGGAAGGAUGUCAGUGCUACAGAGUUGCUAAAAUCAAAAAUCAUCGGUGAAGAAAUCUACAAAGAUCUAAAUGCAGGAAAAGUCACCGUGCAGGAAGUUAGUCAAAUGCGAUCUGUCCGCAAGUACCUGGAAGGGACCAACAGCAUUGCAGGGGUAUACUUGCAGUCAACCCAUGAGACCCUGAGCAUCUAUGAAGCCAAAUCCAAAGGCCUGCUGACCCCUGGUACAUCUCUGGUUCUGCUGGAAGCCCAAGCUGCCACUGGCUUUGUCAUUGACCCAGUCAACAACAAGAAACUUUCAGUAGAAGAAGCUGUGGCUCAGAGAUUGGUUGGCAACGAGUGGAAAAACAAACUGCUCUCAGCAGAACGAGCAGUCACAGGAUAUAGAGACCCUUACACUGAAGACACCAUAUCUUUGUUCCAGGCUCUGAAAAAAGACCUGAUAGUCAAGGAUCAUGGAAUUCGUCUCCUUGAAGCUCAAAUUGCAACAGGAGGCAUCAUCGACCCAGUAAACAGUCACAGAGUGCCUGUGCAGGUGGCAUAUGAAAGAGGCUACUUUGACAAAGAAAUGAACCAAAUUUUGUCUGACCCAGAUGAUGACACCAAGGGCUUUUUUGAUCCCAACACACAAGAGAACCUUAACUAUCUCCAACUGAUAGAGAGGUGUGUCACAGACCCCAUCACUGGUCUGAGUCUGCUAGUUAUUGUGAAGAAAGGUGAGUUCUACUUCUUUGUUGACGAGGCCACAAAACUUAAACUGAAAUCAACAACAACCACCAAAGCAGGAGAGGAGUACCAAGGAAUGACAGUCUCGCUGUGGGAACUGCUCUACUCCAGAUACAUAACUGAGGAGAGAAGGCGAGAACUUGUGCAGCAGUACAAGUCCGGAGCUAUCACAAUCCAACGUUUCUUGGAGAUCAUCUUGAUGAUUAUUCAGCAGCAGACCACCACCACCAACUCAUCAUCAGCAGUCACAUGUCUGACUCAAGAAACAACAAUGGACAGCAACACCAUAGAAACCACCAUCAGCACCACAGUUACAGAGACCAGAGACAUGGAAAGUUUUCAAGGAAUAAGGAAGGAUGUCAGUGCUACAGAGUUGCUUAAAUCAAAAAUCAUCGGUGAAGAAAUCUACAAAGAUCUAAAUGCAGGAAAAGUCACCGUGCAGGAAGUUAGUCAAAUGCGAUCUGUCCGCAAGUACCUGGAAGGGACCAACAGCAUUGCAGGGGUAUACAUGCAGUCAACCCAUGAGACCUUGAGCAUCUAUGAAGCCAAAUCCAGAGGCCUGCUGACCCCUGGUACAUCUCUGGUUCUGCUGGAAGCCCAAGCUGCCACUGGCUUUGUCAUUGACCCAGUCAACAACAAGAAACUUUCAGUAAAAGAAGCUGUGGCUCAGAGAUUGGUUGGCAACGAGUGGAAAAACAAACUGCUCUCAGCAGAACGAGCAGUCACAGGAUAUAGAGACCCUUACACUGAAGACACCAUAUCUUUGUUCCAGGCUCUGAAAAAAGACCUGAUAGUCAAGGAUCAUGGAAUUCGUCUCCUUGAAGCUCAAAUUGCAACAGGAGGCAUCAUCGACCCAGUAAACAGUCACAGAGUGCCUGUGCAGGUGGCAUAUGAAAGAGGCUACUUUGACAAAGAAAUGAACCAAAUUUUGUCCGACCCAGAUGAUGACACCAAGGGCUUUUUUGAUCCCAACACACAAGAGAACCUUACCUAUCUCCAACUGAUAGAGAGGUGUGUCACAGACCCCAUCACUGGUCUGAGUCUGCUAGUUAUUGUGAAGAAAGGUGAGUUCUACUUCUUUGUUGACGAGGCCACAAAACUUAAACUGAAAUCAACAACAACCACCAAAGCAGGAGAGGAGUACCAAGGAAUGACAGUCUCGCUGUGGGAACUGCUCUACUCCAGAUACAUAACUGAGGAGAGAAGGCGAGAACUUGUGCAGCAGUACAAGUCCGGAGCUAUCACAAUCCAACGUUUCUUGGAGAUCAUCUUGAUGAUUAUUCAGCAGCAGACCACCACCACCAACUCAUCAUCAGCAGUCACAUGUCUGACUCAAGAAACAACAAUGGACAGCAGCACCAUAGAAACCACCAUCAGCACCACAGUUACAGAGACCAGAGACAUGGAAAGUUUUCAAGGAAUAAGGAAGGAUGUCAGUGCUACAGAGUUGCUAAAAUCAAAAAUCAUCGGUGAAGAAAUCUACAAAGAUCUAAAUGCAGGAAAAGUCACCGUGCAGGAAGUUAGUCAAAUGCGAUCUGUCCGCAAGUACCUGGAAGGGACCAACAACAUUGCAGGGGUAUACUUGCAGUCAACCCAUGAGACCCUGAGCAUCUAUGAAGCCAAAUCCAAAGGCCUGCUGACCCCUGGUACAUCUCUGGUUCUGCUGGAAGCCCAAGCUGCCACUGGCUUUGUCAUUGACCCAGUCAACAACAAGAAACUUUCAGUAGAAGAAGCUGUGGCUCAGAGAUUGGUUGGCAACGAGUGGAAAAACAAACUUCUCUCAGCAGAACGAGCAGUCACAGGAUAUAGAGACCCUUACACUGAAGACACCAUAUCUUUGUUCCAGGCUCUGAAAAAAGACCUGAUAGUCAAGGAUCAUGGAAUUCGUCUCCUUGAAGCUCAAAUUGCCACAGGAGGCAUCAUCGACCCAGUAAACAGUCACAGAGUGCCUGUGCAGGUGGCAUAUGAAAGAGGCUACUUUGACAAAGAAAUGAACCAAAUUUUGUCCGACCCAGAUGACGACACCAAGGGCUUUUUCGAUCCCAACACACAAGAGAACCUUACCUAUCUCCAACUGAUAGAGAGGUGUGUCACAGACCCCAUCACUGGUCUGAGUCUGCUAGUUAUUGUGAAGAAAGGGGAGUUCUACUUCUUUGUUGACGAGGCCACAAAACUUAAACUGAAAUCAACAACAACCACCAAAGCAGGAGAGGAGUACCAAGGAAUGACAGUCUCGCUGUGGGAACUGCUCUACUCCAGAUACAUAACUGAGGAGAGAAGGCGAGAACUUGUGCAGCAGUACAAGUCCGGAGCUAUCACAAUCCAACGUUUCUUGGAGAUCAUCUUGAUGAUUAUUCAGCAGCAGACCACCACCACCACCUCAUCAUCAGCAGUCACAUGUCUGACUCAAGAAACAACAAUGGACAGCAGCACCAUAGAAACCACCAUCAGCACCACAGUUAUAGAGACCAGAGACAUGGAAAGUUUUCAAGGAAUAAGGAAGGAUGUCAGUGCUACAGAGUUGCUUAAAUCAAAAAUCAUCGGUGAAGAAAUCUACAAAGAUCUAAAUGCAGGAAAAGUCACCGUGCAGGAAGUUAGUCAAAUGCGAUCUGUCCGCAAGUACCUGGAAGGGACCAACAGCAUUGCAGGGGUAUACUUGCAGUCAACCCAUGAGACCCUGAGCAUCUAUGAAGCCAAAUCCAAAGGCCUGCUGACCCCUGGUACAUCUCUGGUUCUGCUGGAAGCCCAAGCUGCCACUGGCUUUGUCAUUGACCCAGUCAACAACAAGAAACUUUCAGUAGAAGAAGCUGUGGCUCAGAGAUUGGUUGGCAACGAGUGGAAAAACAAACUGCUCUCAGCAGAACGAGCAGUCACAGGAUAUAGAGACCCUUACACUGAAGACACCAUAUCUUUGUUCCAGGCUCUGAAAAAAGACCUGAUAGUCAAGGAUCAUGGAAUUCGUCUCCUUGAAGCUCAAAUUGCAACAGGAGGCAUCAUCGACCCAGUAAACAGUCACAGAGUGCCUGUGCAGGUGGCAUAUGAAAGAGGCUACUUUGACAAAGAAAUGAACCAAAUUUUGUCUGACCCAGAUGAUGACACCAAGGGCUUUUUUGAUCCCAACACACAAGAGAACCUUACCUAUCUCCAACUGAUAGAGAGGUGUGUCACAGACCCCAUCACUGGUCUGAGUCUGCUAGUUAUUGUGAAGAAAGGUGAGUUCUACUUCUUUGUUGACGAGGCCACAAAACUUAAACUGAAAUCAACAACAACCACCAAAGCAGGAGAGGAGUACCAAGGAAUGACAGUCUCGCUGUGGGAACUGCUCUACUCCAGAUACAUAACUGAGGAGAGAAGGCGAGAACUUGUGCAGCAGUACAAGUCCGGAGCUAUCACAAUCCAACGUUUCUUGGAGAUCAUCUUGAUGAUUAUUCAGCAGCAGACCACCACCACCAACUCAUCAUCAGCAGUCACAUGUCUGACUCAAGAAACAACAAUGGACAGCAGCACCAUAGAAACCACCAUCAGCACCACAGUUACAGAGACCAGAGACAUGGAAAGUUUUCAAGGAAUAAGGAAGGAUGUCAGUGCUACAGAGUUGCUAAAAUCAAAAAUCAUCGGUGAAGAAAUCUACAAAGAUCUAAAUGCAGGAAAAGUCACUGUGCAGGAAGUUAGUCAAAUGCGAUCUGUCCGCAAGUACCUGGAAGGGACCAACAACAUUGCAGGGGUAUACUUGCAGUCAACCCAUGAGACCCUGAGCAUCUAUGAAGCCAAAUCCAAAGGCCUGCUGACCCCUGGUACAUCUCUGGUUCUGCUGGAAGCCCAAGCUGCCACUGGCUUUGUCAUUGACCCAGUCAACAACAAGAAACUUUCAGUAGAAGAAGCUGUGGCUCAGAGAUUGGUUGGCAACGAGUGGAAAAACAAACUUCUCUCAGCAGAACGAGCAGUCACAGGAUAUAGAGACCCUUACACUGAAGACACCAUAUCUUUGUUCCAGGCUCUGAAAAAAGACCUGAUAGUCAAGGAUCAUGGAAUUCGUCUCCUUGAAGCUCAAAUUGCCACAGGAGGCAUCAUCGACCCAGUAAACAGUCACAGAGUGCCUGUGCAGGUGGCAUAUGAAAGAGGCUACUUUGACAAAGAAAUGAACCAAAUUUUGUCCGACCCAGAUGACGACACCAAGGGCUUUUUCGAUCCCAACACACAAGAGAACCUUACCUAUCUCCAACUGAUAGAGAGGUGUGUCACAGACCCCAUCACUGGUCUGAGUCUACUAGUUAUUGUGAAGAAAGGGGAGUUCUACUUCUUUGUUGACGAGGCCACAAAACUUAAACUGAAAUCAACAACAACCACCAAAGCAGGAGAGGAGUACCAAGGAAUGACAGUCUCGCUGUGGGAACUGCUCUACUCCAGAUACAUAACUGAGGAGAGAAGGCGAGAACUUGUGCAGCAGUACAAGUCCGGAGCUAUCACAAUCCAACGUUUCUUGGAGAUCAUCUUGAUGAUUAUUCAGCAGCAGACCACCACCACCACCUCAUCAUCAGCAGUCACAUGUCUGACUCAAGAAACAACAAUGGACAGCAGCACCAUAGAAACCACCAUCAGCACCACAGUUACAGAGACCAGAGACAUGGAAAGUUUUCAAGGAAUAAGGAAGGAUGUCAGUGCUACAGAGUUGCUUAAAUCAAAAAUCAUCGGUGAAGAAAUCUACAAAGAUCUAAAUGCAGGAAAAGUCACCGUGCAGGAAGUUAGUCAAAUGCGAUCUGUCCGCAAGUACCUGGAAGGGACCAACAGCAUUGCAGGGGUAUACUUGCAGUCAACCCAUGAGACCCUGAGCAUCUAUGAAGCCAAAUCCAAAGGCCUGCUGACCCCUGGUACAUCUCUGGUUCUGCUGGAAGCCCAAGCUGCCACUGGCUUUGUCAUUGACCCAGUCAACAACAAGAAACUUUCAGUAGAAGAAGCUGUGGCUCAGAGAUUGGUUGGCAACGAGUGGAAAAACAAACUGCUCUCAGCAGAACGAGCAGUCACAGGAUAUAGAGACCCUUACACUGAAGACACCAUAUCUUUGUUCCAGGCUCUGAAAAAAGACCUGAUAGUCAAGGAUCAUGGAAUUCGUCUCCUUGAAGCUCAAAUUGCAACAGGAGGCAUCAUCGACCCAGUAAACAGUCACAGAGUGCCUGUGCAGGUGGCAUAUGAAAGAGGCUACUUUGACAAAGAAAUGAACCAAAUUUUGUCUGACCCAGAUGAUGACACCAAGGGCUUUUUUGAUCCCAACACACAAGAGAACCUUACCUAUCUCCAACUGAUAGAGAGGUGUGUCACAGACCCCAUCACUGGUCUGAGUCUGCUAGUUAUUGUGAAGAAAGGUGAGUUCUACUUCUUUGUUGACGAGGCCACAAAACUUAAACUGAAAUCAACAACAACCACCAAAGCAGGAGAGGAGUACCAAGGAAUGACAGUCUCGCUGUGGGAACUGCUCUACUCCAGAUACAUAACUGAGGAGAGAAGGCGAGAACUUGUGCAGCAGUACAAGUCCGGAGCUAUCACAAUCCAACGUUUCUUGGAGAUCAUCUUGAUGAUUAUUCAGCAGCAGACCACCACCACCAACUCAUCAUCAGCAGUCACAUGUCUGACUCAAGAAACAACAAUGGACAGCAGCACCAUAGAAACCACCAUCAGCACCACAGUUACAGAAACCAGAGACAUGGAAAGUUUUCAAGGAAUAAGGAAGGAUGUCAGUGCUACAGAGUUGCUAAAAUCAAAAAUCAUCGGUGAAGAAAUCUACAAAGAUCUAAAUGCAGGAAAAGUCACCGUGCAGGAAGUUAGUCAAAUGCGAUCUGUCCGCAAGUACCUGGAAGGGACCAACAACAUUGCAGGGGUAUACUUGCAGUCAACCCAUGAGACCCUGAGCAUCUAUGAAGCCAAAUCCAAAGGCCUGCUGACCCCUGGUACAUCUCUGGUUCUGCUGGAAGCCCAAGCUGCCACUGGCUUUGUCAUUGACCCAGUCAACAACAAGAAACUUUCAGUAGAAGAAGCUGUGGCUCAGAGAUUGGUUGGCAACGAGUGGAAAAACAAACUUCUCUCAGCAGAACGAGCAGUCACAGGAUAUAGAGACCCUUACACUGAAGACACCAUAUCUUUGUUCCAGGCUCUGAAAAAAGACCUGAUAGUCAAGGAUCAUGGAAUUCGUCUCCUUGAAGCUCAAAUUGCCACAGGAGGCAUCAUCGACCCAGUAAACAGUCACAGAGUGCCUGUGCAGGUGGCAUAUGAAAGAGGCUACUUUGACAAAGAAAUGAACCAAAUUUUGUCCGACCCAGAUGACGACACCAAGGGCUUUUUCGAUCCCAACACACAAGAGAACCUUACCUAUCUCCAACUGAUAGAGAGGUGUGUCACAGACCCCAUCACUGGUCUGAGUCUACUAGUUAUUGUGAAGAAAGGGGAGUUCUACUUCUUUGUUGACGAGGCCACAAAACUUAAACUGAAAUCAACAACAACCACCAAAGCAGGAGAGGAGUACCAAGGAAUGACAGUCUCGCUGUGGGAACUGCUCUACUCCAGAUACAUAACUGAGGAGAGAAGGCGAGAACUUGUGCAGCAGUACAAGUCCGGAGCUAUCACAAUCCAACGUUUCUUGGAGAUCAUCUUGAUGAUUAUUCAGCAGCAGACCACCACCACCACCUCAUCAUCAGCAGUCACAUGUCUGACUCAAGAAACAACAAUGGACAGCAGCACCAUAGAAACCACCAUCAGCACCACAGUUACAGAGACCAGAGACAUGGAAAGUUUUCAAGGAAUAAGGAAGGAUGUCAGUGCUACAGAGUUGCUUAAAUCAAAAAUCAUCGGUGAAGAAAUCUACAAAGAUCUAAAUGCAGGAAAAGUCACCGUGCAGGAAGUUAGUCAAAUGCGAUCUGUCCGCAAGUACCUGGAAGGGACCAACAGCAUUGCAGGGGUAUACUUGCAGUCAACCCAUGAGACCCUGAGCAUCUAUGAAGCCAAAUCCAAAGGCCUGCUGACCCCUGGUACAUCUCUGGUUCUGCUGGAAGCCCAAGCUGCCACUGGCUUUGUCAUUGACCCAGUCAACAACAAGAAACUUUCAGUAGAAGAAGCUGUGGCUCAGAGAUUGGUUGGCAACGAGUGGAAAAACAAACUGCUCUCAGCAGAACGAGCAGUCACAGGAUAUAGAGACCCUUACACUGAAGACACCAUAUCUUUGUUCCAGGCUCUGAAAAAAGACCUGAUAGUCAAGGAUCAUGGAAUUCGUCUCCUUGAAGCUCAAAUUGCAACAGGAGGCAUCAUCGACCCAGUAAACAGUCACAGAGUGCCUGUGCAGGUGGCAUAUGAAAGAGGCUACUUUGACAAAGAAAUGAACCAAAUUUUGUCUGACCCAGAUGAUGACACCAAGGGCUUUUUUGAUCCCAACACACAAGAGAACCUUACCUAUCUCCAACUGAUAGAGAGGUGUGUCACAGACCCCAUCACUGGUCUGAGUCUGCUAGUUAUUGUGAAGAAAGGUGAGUUCUACUUCUUUGUUGACGAGGCCACAAAACUUAAACUGAAAUCAACAACAACCACCAAAGCAGGAGAGGAGUACCAAGGAAUGACAGUCUCGCUGUGGGAACUGCUCUACUCCAGAUACAUAACUGAGGAGAGAAGGCGAGAACUUGUGCAGCAGUACAAGUCCGGAGCUAUCACAAUCCAACGUUUCUUGGAGAUCAUCUUGAUGAUUAUUCAGCAGCAGACCACCACCACCAACUCAUCAUCAGCAGUCACAUGUCUGACUCAAGAAACAACAAUGGACAGCAGCACCAUAGAAACCACCAUCAGCACCACAGUUACAGAAACCAGAGACAUGGAAAGUUUUCAAGGAAUAAGGAAGGAUGUCAGUGCUACAGAGUUGCUAAAAUCAAAAAUCAUCGGUGAAGAAAUCUACAAAGAUCUAAAUGCAGGAAAAGUCACCGUGCAGGAAGUUAGUCAAAUGCGAUCUGUCCGCAAGUACCUGGAAGGGACCAACAACAUUGCAGGGGUAUACUUGCAGUCAACCCAUGAGACCCUGAGCAUCUAUGAAGCCAAAUCCAAAGGCCUGCUGACCCCUGGUACAUCUCUGGUUCUGCUGGAAGCCCAAGCUGCCACUGGCUUUGUCAUUGACCCAGUCAACAACAAGAAACUUUCAGUAGAAGAAGCUGUGGCUCAGAGAUUGGUUGGCAACGAGUGGAAAAACAAACUGCUCUCAGCAGAACGAGCAGUCACAGGAUAUAGAGACCCUUACACUGAAGACACCAUAUCUUUGUUCCAGGCUCUGAAAAAAGACCUGAUAGUCAAGGAUCAUGGAAUUCGUCUCCUUGAAGCUCAAAUUGCCACAGGAGGCAUCAUCGACCCAGUAAACAGUCACAGAGUGCCUGUGCAGGUGGCAUAUGAAAGAGGCUACUUUGACAAAGAAAUGAACCAAAUUUUGUCCGACCCAGAUGACGACACCAAGGGCUUUUUCGAUCCCAACACACAAGAGAACCUUACCUAUCUCCAACUGAUAGAGAGGUGUGUCACAGACCCCAUCACUGGUCUGAGUCUGCUAGUUAUUGUGAAGAAAGGGGAGUUCUACUUCUUUGUUGACGAGGCCACAAAACUUAAACUGAAAUCAACAACAACCACCAAAGCAGGAGAGGAGUACCAAGGAAUGACAGUCUCGCUGUGGGAACUGCUCUACUCCAGAUACAUAACUGAGGAGAGAAGGCGAGAACUUGUGCAACAGUACAAGUCCGGAGCUAUCACAAUCCAACGUUUCUUGGAGAUCAUCUUGAUGAUUAUUCAGCAGCAGACCACCACCACCACCUCAUCAUCAGCAGUCACAUGUCUGACUCAAGAAACAACAAUGGACAGCAGCACCAUAGAAACCACCAUCAGCACCACAGUUACAGAGACCAGAGACAUGGAAAGUUUUCAAGGAAUAAGGAAGGAUGUCAGUGCUACAGAGUUGCUUAAAUCAAAAAUCAUCGGUGAAGAAAUCUACAAAGAUCUAAAUGCAGGAAAAGUCACCGUGCAGGAAGUUAGUCAAAUGCGAUCUGUCCGCAAGUACCUGGAAGGGACCAACAGCAUUGCAGGGGUAUACUUGCAGUCAACCCAUGAGACCCUGAGCAUCUAUGAAGCCAAAUCCAAAGGCCUGCUGACCCCUGGUACAUCUCUGGUUCUGCUGGAAGCCCAAGCUGCCACUGGCUUUGUCAUUGACCCAGUCAACAACAAGAAACUUUCAGUAGAAGAAGCUGUGGCUCAGAGAUUGGUUGGCAACGAGUGGAAAAACAAACUGCUCUCAGCAGAACGAGCAGUCACAGGAUAUAGAGACCCUUACACUGAAGACACCAUAUCUUUGUUCCAGGCUCUGAAAAAAGACCUGAUAGUCAAGGAUCAUGGAAUUCGUCUCCUUGAAGCUCAAAUUGCAACAGGAGGCAUCAUCGACCCAGUAAACAGUCACAGAGUGCCUGUGCAGGUGGCAUAUGAAAGAGGCUACUUUGACAAAGAAAUGAACCAAAUUUUGUCUGACCCAGAUGAUGACACCAAGGGCUUUUUUGAUCCCAACACACAAGAGAACCUUACCUAUCUCCAACUGAUAGAGAGGUGUGUCACAGACCCCAUCACUGGUCUGAGUCUGCUAGUUAUUGUGAAGAAAGGUGAGUUCUACUUCUUUGUUGACGAGGCCACAAAACUUAAACUGAAAUCAACAACAACCACCAAAGCAGGAGAGGAGUACCAAGGAAUGACAGUCUCGCUGUGGGAACUGCUCUACUCCAGAUACAUAACUGAGGAGAGAAGGCGAGAACUUGUGCAGCAGUACAAGUCCGGAGCUAUCACAAUCCAACGUUUCUUGGAGAUCAUCUUGAUGAUUAUUCAGCAGCAGACCACCACCACCAACUCAUCAUCAGCAGUCACAUGUCUGACUCAAGAAACAACAAUGGACAGCAACACCAUAGAAACCACCAUCAGCACCACAGUUACAGAGACCAGAGACAUGGAAAGUUUUCAAGGAAUAAGGAAGGAUGUCAGUGCUACAGAGUUGCUAAAAUCAAAAAUCAUCGGUGAAGAAAUCUACAAAGAUCUAAAUGCAGGAAAAGUCACCGUGCAGGAAGUUAGUCAAAUGCGAUCUGUCCGCAAGUACCUGGAAGGGACCAACAGCAUUGCAGGGGUAUACUUGCAGUCAACCCAUGAGACCCUGAGCAUCUAUGAAGCCAAAUCCAAAGGCCUGCUGACCCCUGGUACAUCUCUGGUUCUGCUGGAAGCCCAAGCUGCCACUGGCUUUGUCAUUGACCCAGUCAACAACAAGAAACUUUCAGUAGAAGAAGCUGUGGCUCAGAGAUUGGUUGGCAACGAGUGGAAAAACAAACUGCUCUCAGCAGAACGAGCAGUCACAGGAUAUAGAGACCCUUACACUGAAGACACCAUAUCUUUGUUCCAGGCUCUGAAAAAAGACCUGAUAGUCAAGGAUCAUGGAAUUCGUCUCCUUGAAGCUCAAAUUGCAACAGGAGGCAUCAUCGACCCAGUAAACAGUCACAGAGUGCCUGUGCAGGUGGCAUAUGAAAGAGGCUACUUUGACAAAGAAAUGAACCAAAUUUUGUCUGACCCAGAUGAUGACACCAAGGGCUUUUUUGAUCCCAACACACAAGAGAACCUUACCUAUCUCCAACUGAUAGAGAGGUGUGUCACAGACCCCAUCACUGGUCUGAGUCUGCUAGUUAUUGUGAAGAAAGGUGAGUUCUACUUCUUUGUUGACGAGGCCACAAAACUUAAACUGAAAUCAACAACAACCACCAAAGCAGGAGAGGAGUACCAAGGAAUGACAGUCUCGCUGUGGGAACUGCUCUACUCCAGAUACAUAACUGAGGAGAGAAGGCGAGAACUUGUGCAGCAGUACAAGUCCGGAGUUAUCACAAUCCAACGUUUCUUGGAGAUCAUCUUGAUGAUUAUUCAGCAGCAGACCACCACCACCACCUCAUCAUCAGCAGUCACAUGUCUGACUCAAGAAACAACAAUGGACAGCAGCACCAUAGAAACCACCAUCAGCACCACAGUUACAGAGGCCAGAGACAUGGAAAGUUUUCAAGGAAUAAGGAAGGAUGUCAGUGCUACAGAGUUGCUUAAAUCAAAAAUCAUCGGUGAAGAAAUCUACAAAGAUCUAAAUGCAGGAAAAGUCACCGUGCAGGAAGUUAGUCAAAUGCGAUCUGUCCGCAAGUACCUGGAAGGGACCAACAGCAUUGCAGGGGUAUACAUGCAGUCAACCCAUGAGACCUUGAGCAUCUAUGAAGCCAAAUCCAGAGGCCUGCUGACCCCUGGUACAUCUCUGGUUCUGCUGGAAGCCCAAGCUGCCACUGGCUUUGUCAUUGACCCAGUCAACAACAAGAAACUUUCAGUAAAAGAAGCUGUGGCUCAGAGAUUGGUUGGCAACGAGUGGAAAAACAAACUGCUCUCAGCAGAACGAGCAGUCACAGGAUAUAGAGACCCUUACACUGAAGACACCAUAUCUUUGUUCCAGGCUCUGAAAAAAGACCUGAUAGUCAAGGAUCAUGGAAUUCGUCUCCUUGAAGCUCAAAUUGCAACAGGAGGCAUCAUCGACCCAGUAAACAGUCACAGAGUGCCUGUGCAGGUGGCAUAUGAAAGAGGCUACUUUGACAAAGAAAUGAACCAAAUUUUGUCUGACCCAGAUGAUGACACCAAGGGCUUUUUUGAUCCCAACACACAAGACAACCUUACCUAUCUCCAACUGAUAGAGAGGUGUGUCACAGACCCCAUCACUGGUCUGAGUCUGCUAGUUAUUGUGAAGAAAGGUGAGUUCUACUUCUUUGUUGACGAGGCCACAAAACUUAAACUGAAAUCAACAACAACCACCAAAGCAGGAGAGGAGUACCAAGGAAUGACAGUCUCGCUGUGGGAACUGCUCUACUCCAGAUACAUAACUGAGGAGAGAAGGCGAGAACUUGUGCAGCAGUACAAGUCCGGAGUUAUCACAAUCCAACGUUUCUUGGAGAUCAUCUUGAUGAUUAUUCAGCAGCAGACCACCACCACCACCUCAUCAUCAGCAGUCACAUGUCUGACUCAAGAAACAACAAUGGACAGCAGCACCAUAGAAACCACCAUCAGCACCACAGUUACAGAGACCAGAGACAUGGAAAGUUUUCAAGGAAUAAGGAAGGAUGUCAGUGCUACAGAGUUGCUUAAAUCAAAAAUCAUCGGUGAAGAAAUCUACAAAGAUCUAAAUGCAGGAAAAGUCACCGUGCAGGAAGUUAGUCAAAUGCGAUCUGUCCGCAAGUACCUGGAAGGGACUAACAGCAUUGCAGGGGUAUACUUGCAGUCAACCCAUGAGACCUUGAGCAUCUAUGAAGCCAAAUCCAUAGGCCUGCUGACCCCUGGUACAUCUCUGGUUCUGCUGGAAGCCCAAGCUGCCACUGGCUUUGUUAUUGACCCAGUCAACAACAAGAAACUUUCAGUAGAAGAAGCUGUGGCUCAGAGAUUGGUUGGCAACGAGUGGAAAAACAAACUGCUCUCAGCAGAACGAGCAGUCACAGGAUAUAGAGACCCUUACACUGAAGACACCAUAUCUUUGUUCCAGGCUCUGAAAAAAGACCUGAUAGUCAAGGAUCAUGGAAUUCGUCUCCUUGAAGCUCAAAUUGCAACAGGAGGCAUCAUCGACCCAGUAAACAGUCACAGAGUGCCUGUGCAGGUGGCAUAUGAAAGAGGCUACUUUGACAAAGAAAUGAACCAAAUUUUGUCCGACCCAGAUGACGACACCAAGGGCUUUUUCGAUCCCAACACACAAGAGAACCUUACCUAUCUCCAACUGAUAGAGAGGUGUGUCACAGACCCCAUCACUGGUCUGAGUCUGCUGGUUAUUGUGAAGAAAGGGGAGUUCUACUUCUUUGUUGACGAGGCCACAAAACUUAAACUGAAAUCAACAACAACCACCAAAGCAGGAGAGGAGUACCAAGGAAUGACAGUCUCGCUGUGGGAACUGCUCUACUCCAGAUACAUAACUGAGGAGAGAAGGCGAGAACUUGUGCAGCAGUACAAGUCCGGAGCUAUCACAGUCCAACGUUUCUUGGAGAUCAUCUUGAUGAUUAUUCAGCAGCAGACCACCACCACCACCUCAUCAUCAGCAGUCACAUGUCUGACUCAAGAAACAACAAUGGACAGCAGCACCAUAGAAACCACUAUCAGCACCUUAGUUACAGAGACUGCACACAUGGAAAGUUUUCAAGGAAUAAGGAAAGACGUCAGUGCUACAGAGUUGCUAAAAUCAAAAAUCAUCAGUGAAGAAAUCUACAAAGAUUUAAAUGCAGGUAAUGUCACCGUGCAGGAAGUUAGUCAAAUGCAAUCCGUCCGCAAGUACCUGGAGGGGACCAACAGCAUUGCAGGAGUAUACUUGCAGUCAACCAAGGAGAUCAUGAGCAUAUAUGAAGCCAAAUCCAGAUGCCGGCUGACCCCUGGUACAUCUCUGGUUCUGCUGGAAGCCCAAGCUGCCACUGGCUUUGUCAUUGACCCAGUCAACAACAAGAAACUUUCAGUAGAAGAAGCUGUGGCUCAGAGAGUGGUUGGCAACGAGUGGAAAAACAAACUGCUCUCAGCGGAACGAGCAGUCACAGGAUAUAGAGACCCUUACACUGAAGACACCAUAUCUUUGUUCCAGGCUCUGAAAAAAGACCUGAUAGUCAAGGAUCAUGGAAUUCGUCUCCUUGAAGCUCAAAUUGCCACAGGAGGCAUCAUCGACCCAGUAAACAGUCACAGAGUGCCUGUGCAGGUGGCAUAUGAAAGAGGCUACUUUGACGAAGAAAUUAACCAAAUUUUGUCUGACCCAGAUGACGACACCAAGGGCUUUUUUGAUCCCAACACACAAGAGAACCUUACCUAUCUCCAACUGAUAGAGAGGUGUGUCACAGACCCUGUCACUGGACUUAGCUUACUCCCCUUGUACAAGUAAAGAGCACCUUAGUCCUUGGUGCUUAAUAUCUCGUUUGAUAUCUUAAUCUGUAUUGUGGCAAGCAAUUUUUUUUUACCCAAGUCUUUCUAACGUUGAUUGGACUGUGAAUUGUUUUUUAAUUUCCUCUACUUUGACAAACUUUUUUUUUGUUCAUUUACGUUUGUGUUUUUGUGAGCUAUAGAGAACCAUAAUCGACGCAUUUACCGGCAACGUAAUUAUUUCCUUAUACGUUGAGAAAUUACUGAGUUCUAACCUGCAUUUUAUGUUUACCGAACCUGUUUUUUAUGCUGUUUGAAAAAAGUGAUCAAAUAAAUGACUUUGAGAGCUAA
Molecule: messenger RNA, 40527 nt
Organism: Nerophis lumbriciformis (worm pipefish)
Lineage: Eukaryota; Metazoa; Chordata; Actinopteri; Syngnathiformes; Syngnathidae
Source: RefSeq, a predicted model, not a curated record